Messenger RNA from Dinoponera quadriceps, 1296 nucleotides. RefSeq lists its product as uncharacterized. The record is from RefSeq and is a predicted model, not a curated record. Gene Ontology annotation, cellular component: ciliary basal body; axoneme. Gene Ontology annotation, biological process: cilium assembly. The transcript is spliced from 6 exons. NCBI's taxonomy places the organism in Eukaryota, Metazoa, Arthropoda, Insecta, Hymenoptera, Formicidae. The coding region runs from base 1 to 1296 and encodes 431 amino acids.
AUGACGGAGCAAACGACCGAGAACGAUGUAGACGGGAUCGCCGAUGGAGACAACGGGAGAAGGUUAGACGCGAGCGAGAAUGCGGGAAAUCAUGAAAAUUUUUCACCGGAGAACGAAGAAUUUCAAGAGGAAUACGAGGAGGAAAAAGAGAUCGCGAGUGACGUCGAUGAAAGGGUCGAGUCUUCUAUCUGGGGCCAAGAGUUGGGGGAAUAUGAAGGAUACGAGGGGCGGAUGUACGGGGAACGGAGUAUGGAGGACGAGGAAAUGGAAGAGGGAAAGAGCGCGCCGUCUUCUGCGACAAUCACCGCGGCGGAAAAGUCCGAGGAGGAAGUGCGAGACGUAGCGGGGCCUGAUCACGUGCUCGCCGAGAUACCAGCCGAGGUUCGCAUAAACUUGUCAUUCACCAUCAUUCUACCCGCGGAAUUACUGUGCCUCACGACCUUCACGCAGGAGAAAGUGACACCUACGUAUGCGACAAAGGAGCCCGAGCAAAUGGAGCAGAUUUAUAGGCAAACAUUGCUCGCGUAUAAGCUGCGGCUGGACGACGUGAACGAGCGGAAGGAGCGCGCGGCCGCCGACACGCGGAGUUACGAAGACGAAGUGCGGGCGACGGGCGACGAGAGCGCGCGAAUGUUCGACGAACUCCUGGACCGCGAGAGGGAAGUGGCGACCGGUCUCGUUUACGCCAAGACCGGACGAAAGCUCACGGAGAAGACUGUCGACACGAUAACCCGUCGGCAGGUAUCGCGACGCGAGUCCCUCGGCCGCGAUCGUUACGAGUGUACGAUGCUGCAGCAGCGUCUCGAGGAGAUAAAUACGCGACUGAGAAGUCUAGAAACGCUCGGCGAGGGAAUGACCACUAUGGAUUACGAGGCUCGGCAUAUAGCUCAUUUGAGCUACAAGGAUAAGUUGGAGGAACGCGAAAGGGAAGUGGAGAAGUUGCGGCAAAGAAUCGCCGAGGUGGUUAACGAAAUCGCCCACUACAAGGAGAAAGAGCAGUGCCUCGCGGGGAACAUCGGGUGCGAGAUACACGAAUUGAACGAGUAUCACGAGCGGACGGUCAGGAUUCGAGAGGACGUCAACGAGCUCUAUUUAAUUCUGAGAGAUUUACGACGAGCCCGCGACGAGAAGCGGCGCGACGCCGGGCUGCUGAUGGCUCAGCCGGUGCUGCGCGAGACGGAGAGAACGAUGAAGUCGAUGGACGCCCUGAGGAACGACAUUGAGAUAAUCAAGCAAGAGAUUCAGCGGCACGGCCCUGCGUACCGCGGCGAGAAGACUGCGUCGGUGAUGUCGUAG